UUCUGUUUUUGUUUUUAGUGCAACAGCUGAUCAGCUCUCUUUUUUGUGAAAUUGUGAAUAUUUUUAGUUUGUUUUGUUUCGUUUAGCGUUUCGUUCAGACCCGCAACAUGUCCGCGUCCAAGAACGAGAUGUACUACAGCCUGCUGGAGUGGUUCAAGACCCUCAAUUUAAAUGCGCCGCACGCAGAUGCAGAGUCCCUGGCCGACGGAGUUGCUCUGGCCCAGGCGCUGAAUCAGUUCGCCCCCGAAUCUUUCACCGACGCCUGGUUGUCCAAGAUCAAGGCCAGCGCCGUGGGCAGCAACUGGCGGCUACGGAUGAGCAACCUGAAGAAGGUCUCCCAGUCGGUGUAUGACUAUUACAGCGAGGUUCUCAACUAUUCGCUUAGUGAUUUCUCUAAACCGGAUCUUCAGCGAAUUGCUGAGAAAUGCGACCUGGGCGAGCUGGAGCGGCUGCUGCAGCUAGUUCUCGGGUGCGCUGUCAACUGUGCCAAAAAGCAGUCCUAUAUCACCGAGAUCAUGUGCCUGGAGGAAGAGCUACAGGCAAACAUAAUGCGCGCAUUGCAGGAACUGGAGUCCACGAGGCAAGCCUCCUCCCCGGAGGGCGGUGUGGUCAGCUCCCUGUCGCGCAGCUCCCUUAGCGGAAUUCUGGAUAGCAAGGCUGUGCAAGAGGAGCGCGACGCCAUGGCCCAGAAAUGCUUUGAGACCGAGAAAAAAAUGCUGCUGCUGAUCGACGAGAAGACCAAUCUGCAGCAGGAGUUGCAGAAGCUACAGCAGGAGUUUGCCCGCCUAGAGCAACAUUCCACGGUGAUCGGCGACGAUGGAGUCUCUUUGGGGCCUGUCCAAACUGGAUCUGUGCGCUACAAUGAGCUACGCCGGCAGUUGGACCUUCUGAAGGAGGAGCUUCUUCAGUCCGAUGGAGCACGAGAAGAUUUAAAACUCAAGGCCCAGCAACAGGACACCGAUAUUUUGCAAAUGCAAAUGCGCAUCGAGGAACUGAUGAAAAGCUCUGCUGAAGUGACCACCCUCAAGGACGAGGUGGACGUUCUAAGGGAGUCCAAUGACAAACUAAAGAUAUGCGAGGCCCAACUUGACACGUACAAGAAGAAGCUAGAGGACUAUAACGACCUAAAGAAACAGGUCAAGAUCCUCGAGGAGCGCAGUGCCGACUAUGUGCAGCAGAACGCGCAGUUCGAGGAGGACGCUAAGCGAUAUGCCAACACCAAAGGUCAGGUGGAGCUGUUCAAGAAGGAGAUCCAAGACCUGCAUGCCAAGCUGGACGGAGAGAGCAGUAAGAACGUUAAGCUGGAGUUUGACAACAAGAAUCUAGAGGGCAAAAACCUGGCGCUGCAGCGUGCAAAAGACAGUUUGCUAAAGGAGCGCGACAAUCUCCGCGAAACCGUCGAUGAGCUAAAGUGCGGGCAACUGUCCUCAAAUACUGCGCUGACAGGCACCACCGUUUCCCGGGAGUUGCAGCCGUCGGCCACAGUAGAGAAACUACAACGUCUGGAGGCGGAGAACAAGGCGCUGCGCGAGGGGCAGGGUGGUCAGACUGCUUUGGCGCAACUUCUGGACGAUGCCAACAAGCGCUGCGAGAAUUUGCGUGAACAGCUGAAGACAGCAAAUGAACGUAUUCUUUCCCUGUCGCAUGCCUCCCAAAGCGAUGAUCCCAUUUUAAAAGAGAGCGAGUUUGGCAAACAAAUCAAGCAGUUAAUGGAGCUUAAUGAACAAAAGACACUCCAACUGGAGGAAGCAGUCACUCAGAGCACUUCCCUGCAAUGUAAAGUGACCCAACUGGAAACAAAUUUAUCAGCACGUGAGCAAGAAAUUUUGGCGUAUGACGCAAAAUACCGGAAAUGCGUGGAGAAAGCCAAGGAGGUGAUCAAGAGCAUAGAUCCACGAAUUGCCAGUGCUCUAGAUGCUAGUGUCCUGGAAAAGAGUGCUGAGCUCGUCGAGGAGGAACCCAAGCCUAAGAUGAGCGUAAUGGAGGAACAGCUGAUGACGUCCGCCUUCUACAGGUUAGGUGUGAAUGCCCAGCGCGAUGCAAUCGACUCGAAGCUGGCCAUCUUAAUGGGCUCGGGCCAGACAUUCCUUGCCCGCCAGCGGCAGUCGGCGCCUCGUAAAUCCCUAAGUGCAAUGAAAUCAAAGUAAAAAGCAUGAACCUGAUGUGUAGGCUAAGUCUCAUUUCUUGUUUGAAAAUUUAUAUAAAUAAUAUAUAUUUCAAGUAUUUA
Molecule: messenger RNA, 2227 nt
Organism: Drosophila rhopaloa
Lineage: Eukaryota; Metazoa; Arthropoda; Insecta; Diptera; Drosophilidae
Gene: hook
Product: protein hook
Exons: 6
Coding region: 108-2147 (679 amino acids)
Biological process (GO): cytoplasmic microtubule organization; cytoskeleton-dependent intracellular transport
Cellular component (GO): centrosome; cytoplasm
Molecular function (GO): microtubule binding; dynein light intermediate chain binding
Source: RefSeq, a predicted model, not a curated record